Aspergillus calidoustus is the source of this 4043-nucleotide messenger RNA. The record is from the annotation of a GenBank genome assembly. Lineage: Eukaryota; Fungi; Ascomycota; Eurotiomycetes; Eurotiales; Aspergillaceae.
UCCGAGUCCGGAGCUAGUAGAUCGCCCAGGCGAUUCAUCUAAAAGCACGAAUAUUCAUGUACUUGCGUGAAGCUGCAGAGAAGUCCCCUUGUGUAGAGGAAUUUAUUGUUUAAGAAGCGUCAUGAAACCCAGGAAAUACCCAAGGCCCUGCGCUAAGACGACCAAGUGGUCCAGAUAUCUGAAUGACCGAAGAGCAAUUUCGUAUGACUCAAUAGGCAAGGUCCUUUUUCUCUCCGCAACCCCCAAGUUACCUAAGAAUUGGGAUCGAUACACUGAAGGUUCGCCUGUUCAACGUUUGAACUCUUCUUUUUCGGCUCUUGUCAUAAUUUGCGCCUUUCUGCCAACACCAACAAUGGCCGCAUCUGCAAGAGACAUCAGACCUAGCAAGGAUGCAUCCAACCUGAGCAUCUCGCAAAGCCAUAGCUUCUCCACAUCGCCAAACGCGUCCUUUCAGUCCGCUCCGUCGAGCCAUAGCGGCUCAGUUCUGGCAAGCCGGAUGGCUUCCGCUGCCAACGCGAAACAUUUGAAGCCAUUCGCGACGGAGGAUAUCAAGGUCUUGCUUUUGGAAAAUGUCAACCAGACCGGGCGCGAAAUCCUUAGCAAACAGGGCUAUCAAGUAGAAUUUCUCAAGUCGUCGCUUCCGGAAGACCAGCUUAUUGAGAAGAUUCGAGACGUACAUGUGAUUGGAAUCCGUUCAAAGACCAAAUUGACCCCACGCGUCUUGAAGGAAGCUCGCAACCUUAUAGUCAUCGGCUGCUUCUGCAUUGGAACAAACCAGGUUGACCUUCAGUAUGCGGCUGAGCAUGGUAUCGCAGUGUUCAACUCGCCGUUUAGCAAUUCCCGAAGUGUGGCAGAACUGGUUAUUGGUGAAAUUAUCGCUCUUGCUCGCCAACUCGGUGACCGCUCCAACGAAAUGCACAAUGGUACCUGGAAUAAGGUGAGCAACAAGUGCUGGGAAAUUCGCGGAAAGACACUAGGAAUUGUUGGGUAUGGGCAUAUCGGAUCUCAGCUAUCAGUUCUUGCUGAAGCCAUGGGCAUGUCGGUCAUCUUCUAUGAUGUAGUGAAUCUCAUGGAGUUGGGAACAGCCCGCCAGGUUCCCACUCUGGAGGCUCUCCUUUCCGAGUCAGACUUUAUCACCUUGCACGUUCCCGAACUCCCGGAGACAAAGAAUAUGAUAGGGCAAGCUCAAUUCGAGAAGAUGAAGCAGGGCAGCUAUCUUAUCAAUGCUAGCCGAGGAAGUGUGGUCGAUAUCCCUGCGUUGAUACACGCGAUGCGAUCUGGCAAGGUUGCUGGCGCUGCACUAGAUGUUUAUCCAAAUGAGCCGGCCGGAAAUGGUGAUUACUUCAACAACGAUCUCAACGAAUGGGGCGCGGACCUCCGUGCUCUCAAGAACAUAAUCCUGACCCCACAUAUCGGUGGCAGCACCGAGGAAGCGCAGCGCGCAAUCGGUGUCGAAGUAGCUGACGCUUUGGUCCGAUACGUGAAUGAAGGUACUACACUGGGCGCUGUCAACCUCCCAGAGGUCACCCUUCGUUCUUUAACCAUGGACGAGCCGAAUCACGCUCGGGUAAUCUAUAUCCAUCACAACGUUCCUGGUGUGCUUCGUAAAGUCAACGAGGUUCUUGGUGAUCACAAUGUUGAUAAGCAAAUGACGGACAGCAGAGGCGAUGUGGCCUACUUGAUGGCCGACAUCAGCAGUGUUGAUAACACGACGAUCAAGGAUUUGUAUACAAGACUUGAAAGCCUGUCAUCCCGAAUCAUGACGAGGAUCCUAUACUAGAAAGAACUCUCUUGGACCCAAGCGAACUUGUUUGCAUCAAUCAUUCCACAUAGAUUAGAGCAUAUGUACCUUCUCCCGGCAGAAGAGCGGAGGUAAGAUGGGUCUGGAAAGUCCAGGGUGUCAUUGAUUGUUUUAUUCAGGUUCUGGUGGAGUCCCUCAACGGCAGCUGUCUACCAAAAGUUUGAUUAUAUGUUCAUUCAAGAAUGCUGGGAAGGUUCUUGAUCUGUCUCAACCUGCUAGAAAAAAAUAAAUAAAAAAACUAGCGAUUUCCCCUUGUAAUCAAUAUUGUUCUACUUGUAACGCCGGCAAGAGGCGGUAACCAGACUUCUUGUGACCGGGUGUGGUGGGAAAAGAUCGAUUCCCUUCAACCGAUAGAGAGAACCCAAGGUUGGAUAACAGAAGUGCUUUUCACCGGCGAUAUUGGUGUCUCUCUUGUCGUUCUCUAUACAACGGACUCCGGCUUCGUCUCCUGGGUGGAUUAUCUCGUGGGUAAUCAGGGUACGGAUGGUCAUGGUAAGGGCCACCACGCCACUCAGAAUUAAUAGGGCCAUGGUCCCUCUCACGACUUCGUCCACCGCCGCCGUAACUCGGAACAUAUGAAUCAACAUUUGCAUCAGAAGGCCCAUAGCGACUACCACCAUACGCCCGAUCUCGUCCGCCCUUGUCGGGGUGGCUUGCCGUCCAUGACUGGUGUGCUGGGGCGGGAGGUUUGGGCGGUAAACCGCCGUCUUUAUGUCGAGAUGGAAGUCCUUGGUUUGUCUCUUCACCCGCUCUUCUUAGCCGGCCCGGUUGGGAUUCGCUAUUCCAGCUAUCAACGGGACGGCGCUGUGGAUUGCCUUGAUUUCCAUUAGCACUCGGCUUGGUCCCGCGCGCAGCGCUAGGCACGCGAGCAUUUCUAGGCUCGGCGCCUGUCCUAUUUCCGGAAUUAGUUGACCAUCCCCCGUUACGGCCCAUGCCCACGGAACCUCCAGCGGGUGCCGGGGGCAAAGCAGCUCGCUGCCCGCGGAACCUCCGCCUAUCGAGUUCAUGUGAAUCUUCGAAAGAUGGAAGGUCUUCAGGACGCGCGGGGAGCGGUGGUGUCGAGAAGUACGGAUGUUUUAACGCAUCUAUCGCAUUUAUUCUUUUGCGCCAAUCAAGCUUCAAGAGCUCUGUGAGUAGAGAAAUGGCGGUAGGGCUCAAGCUAUGACAAGUUAGAAGAGGAUAGAGAUACCUAUGGGAGGAAAUUACUCUUUGAAGACGUCCGGGAGGUUGCCAGGCCUGUUGCCAAAGCUUUUCACACCUUCACAGCCAGGGAGGGAGCUCCAACCUGGCAUGUUUUCUUCCGUUGGUGUGCCCACAAGACCGAAAAUGAGCUGUGCUUGGUUGAGAUCGCUAUUACCAGCGAGUAUUGGUUUGCCCUUGAACAUCUCGCCGAAAACACAUCUGGAAAAUGUUAGAAAUAGGGCGCAGAAAACUCGCGGUGACUAUACCCGACUCCCCACAUGUCAAUUGCAGAAGUAUAACGCCGGAGCUGUAGUAGUAGUUCCGGAGGACGAUACCAGCGUGUCACUACUAAUGUCGUAUAGUCUCGCUUGGCUUCUCCACCACCUUUCCCGGGUUGAGGAGGUGGUUCGUCAAAUGGUCGUGCCAGCCCAAAAUCAGCAAUUUGAAGAAUGCCACGGUUACUUAUAAGUAGGUUUGCAGCUGUACCAAGUCAGCACAUGGGGUCUUGCCCAAGUUGUUGUCGAGACUAGCCUUUCAUAUCGCGAUGCAGGAUACAAUUCUGUGCGGAGGUCAGACAAAAUUUCUUGAACUGCUCAGGCGCGGGGACGAUGAUACCCCAUGUAGAUAACGCAGCCCCUCUAAGAGUUGGAUCAUGUAGCACUUGAUCUGCGGCUCGGUAAAGUGAACUGCCGGGUUCUCCAAGAGUCCUGAAAGGUCGUGUUCCAUAUAAGGGAAGACCAUAUACAUGCUGGCUUUCUUUCGGCCCUCCCCUUGUGAAGAGUCAGGCGAGGCAUCCAGGAGCUGUUUUGAUAGUCACACACCUUUGCUUCGCUCGACAGACAUCUCUCUGAGCCGCAUGAUGUUUGUAUGCGACAGCAUUUUUAGCAGCUUGAUCUCGCGUAGUGCAGUAAUCGGGAACUUGAGCAAUCAGUCGGUUAAGGAUUUUAGGUUUUCAGAAGAAACCGUUGUUAGCUCACCCCAUCCCGUUCAUUGUGCAUAAGAAUCUUUUUCAAGGCGACGAUAGAGCCGUCCCUUUUCGAUCUUGCUCGGUAGACCUCUC